AAGCAGUACCGCCAACAAUUUUUAAUUUUAAGAUACUAUAUAUUAAAUUUUUUUCAAAUAAAAUAUGAGUUUUUAUAUGACAUUUAAUGUCAAACUUUUAUUAUUUGUCUAGUUGUGUGCAUUUUACACAAACGUUUUGUUCCAUUAUUUUACAUUUUUUCUAAUGGACUCGAUAGAACCCAAAAAACCCACGUACGUCUACAUAAAUGAACCAUCAAACUUCAACGUAGGCGAUCCAGCUGAAGGAACCAAACCGAACUUCUUUCACGACUUGGUUCCGGACCAGCAAACCCAACUCAACCUGCUUAAAUACAAGACCAUUAAAGAGAACCACGAGUAUUUACAAGAACAUCCGGAAGUUGAAGCCAUCAUCAUGCUGAUUUUGCGAAAGGUCUUCCAGCGCCAGAAGCCCACCAACAUAAUACAGUUCGUCGCCCAAUACUUCCAUCAGUCAUUCUACGACAUCGAGGAUGAAAUUGUGGAUUACCUAAAGAAAAAGGGGAAGAAGUAUGUUAGAAGUGACAGAGUGAAUUUUUCGCCUUCCACUUCCAACACGUAAAUACUUCGUUGUAAAUUUUAAGUUUGUGUUAGUCCUCAAUUUUUAUAUUGAUGGGAAAUAAUAAAUACAAUUAAAUAAUCAAGAAACUGUUCA
This is a messenger RNA of Aethina tumida (small hive beetle), 652 nucleotides long. RefSeq lists its product as uncharacterized. The record is from RefSeq and is a predicted model, not a curated record. Bases 164 to 559 code for a protein of 131 amino acids. The transcript has 3 exons. Lineage: Eukaryota; Metazoa; Arthropoda; Insecta; Coleoptera; Nitidulidae.